This is a messenger RNA of Xenopus laevis (African clawed frog), 1824 nucleotides long. It is a transcript of the gene ccr3.L, whose product is annotated as chemokine (C-C motif) receptor 3 L homeolog. Bases 344 to 1378 code for a protein of 344 amino acids. Gene Ontology annotation, biological process: cell chemotaxis; chemokine-mediated signaling pathway; signal transduction. The record is from RefSeq and is a predicted model, not a curated record. Lineage: Eukaryota; Metazoa; Chordata; Amphibia; Anura; Pipidae. Gene Ontology annotation, molecular function: C-C chemokine receptor activity; C-C chemokine binding; chemokine receptor activity. The transcript is spliced from 2 exons. Gene Ontology annotation, cellular component: plasma membrane; external side of plasma membrane; membrane.
GGCAAUGAGUUUUCAUUCAAAGCCCCAUUUAAAUACCUUUGAAUUUCGUGCCAAUGCGCGAUGACAUCAUCACACACGCUAUAGGAGAGACCAGCACCAGAGGGAAAUGAACGAUAACCACCGGCCACUAGACCACCAGGGUGAGUGACAUACAGUAACAUGGGUGUGGUCUACAGUGGGUGUGGUUUAGUUCCAUCAUCGGCCCUCCACCACAUAGGGCAGAAGAAUUCUGGCCCUCGAUACCACAGAAGUUGGACAGCACUGGUCUAGCCUAUUGAAUUAUUAUUAGUGCUUUGAAAAAAGGACUUAAGUCAGAACCUAUGAAAGAGAACUUAAAGCUACCAUGUCCAAUUCUGUUGAAAUUCAUCAUUCCAGUUCUACAAUGGAUUUUUCAACAAGAAGUUAUGACGAUGAACCUGAAAUUUACAUUUGCCCAAAAGACGAGAGCGUUAAAUUUGGAGCUGCAGCAGUGCCCUUCUUUUACUACACUGUGUUCACCUUCAGUUUGCUGGGUAAUUGUCUUAUAUUGUUUCUGCUACUGAAGUAUGAGAAGAUAAAGACUGUUACCAACUUGUUCAUCCUGAAUCUUGUGAUAUCCGAUAUAUUAUUUACCAUCUCACUACCCUUUCAGGCUUUCUAUCACAGCAAUGAGUGGGUAUUUGGAAACAGCAUGUGCAAAGUAGUUUCAUCUGCAUUCUUCAUUGGUUUUUUCAGUUGCAUCUUGUUCUUGACAGUGAUGACCAUAGACAGGUACAUGGCUGUUGUCCAUGCUGUAUCAGCUGCACGUACUAGAAAGCUCAUUUAUGUAUACGUGGCUAGUAUAGCCAUUUGGGUUACAAGCUUUGUAUCUACAAUUCCGAAAUUUGUAUUAUAUGGGACAAGAAUUGAUUCUUCUGCUGGCAUUCUGUGUGAGGAAACUGGAUACUCUGCUGAGAAGAUAGAUACAUGGAAGCAAUUUGGUUAUUAUCAGCAACUUACUAUGUUCUUUCUUUUCCCACUGAUUGUGAUAUUGUACUGCUACACUUUAAUUAUAGUAAAACUUUUUUACACCAAAAUGCACAACAAAGAUAAAGCUGUAAAAUUAAUAUUUGUAAUUGUACUUGCAUUUUUCAUUUGCUGGACUCCUUAUAAUGUAGUGAUAUUAAUCAAGCUUUCCCAGGGAGAUACAUGUAAUGAUUAUAUAGACAAUGCUUAUUAUAUUUGUCGGAACAUUGCCCAUUUGCAUUGUUGUAUCAAUCCAUUUUUCUAUACCUUUGUUGGAACCAAAUUCCGGCGACAUUUGUCAACAUUAUUUGGUACAAAUUGUUGGUCCAUGUUUAGACGUUCCAGUUCAAGUAGUAGGACAACUGAAUAUUCUCCUCAAACCAUUUAUGAAUGAAAUCACUUUGCUAAUAUAUAAUGCUAGUUUACUGGCCUUAUUGGAUAAGCAUUUUGGUUUUAAAACCUGCCUAUAUAUUUUACUGCAAGAAACAUAUUUGCAUUUGAGUUUCAUGAUCACAGUAUAUUUUGUUAAGAAAAUUACAUUUCUAAUAGUAAUCUGCAGCUUGCCUUUAACACUUUGCAGAUAAUUAGGAUUAUAUAUAACCAUGUUUAUUCUGAUUUGCCGCUUAACUACUUUUAAUGCAUUUGCAAAUAAAGAUAACCGUAACUUCAAAAUGGCAAAGGUUUGUGUAAAAUAAAUUCAUGAUUUUUAGGCAAUGCGCAUUUUGAGACUUUUUUCAAUACCUUGUUAAGCAGGGCAGCAUAUUGUGACAGUAUUUUACAUGUAUUAAAUUGUAAACAAUGUUAAUUAUUGCAACACAGUGAUAUUAAAAUUUGCAAUAC